Helianthus annuus (common sunflower) is the source of this 1277-nucleotide messenger RNA. RefSeq names its product elongation of fatty acids protein 3-like. Gene Ontology annotation, molecular function: fatty acid elongase activity. Lineage: Eukaryota; Viridiplantae; Streptophyta; Magnoliopsida; Asterales; Asteraceae. Gene Ontology annotation, cellular component: endoplasmic reticulum membrane. The coding region runs from base 53 to 928 and encodes 291 amino acids. Gene Ontology annotation, biological process: fatty acid elongation, monounsaturated fatty acid; sphingolipid biosynthetic process; fatty acid elongation, saturated fatty acid. The transcript has a single exon. The record is from RefSeq and is a predicted model, not a curated record.
CGUUUCUCAAUCACCCCAUUUUCAUCUUCCCCAAUUUCUCCCUUCAAAAAUUAUGCAAUCUCAACAAUCAUCUUUCAUUUUACACCAUCUAAAAUACAUCCUAUCCGAGCAUCGGACCGUCAUCGGAUUCCGUUGGAGCCACGCCCAAUCAUGGGGCGCCACGUGGGUGUUCCUCUUCUCCUCAAUUUCCUUAUACUUCGCGCUCUCGGCCACCCUCCACAUCCUCCUCCUCAUCUUCCGCCACCCCACCCGUCCAGUCCCCUGCGGCCCCAUCCCAGCACUCCACAGUCUUGCCAUGUCCCUGAUCUCCGCCACCAUACUGGCCGGAUCCCUGACCUCAGCCAGUGCCGAGAUCAGGGACACACGCUGGCUAUGGGGCCGCAGUAAAACCCCACUACAAUGGCUCCUAUGUUUCCCACUAGGCACGCGCUCCUCGGGGCGCGUGUUCUUCUGGUCAUACAUUUUCUACCUAUCACGUUACCUCCACGUGAUCCGAACCUUCUUCACCAUCUUACGACGUCGUAGGCUCUCCUUACCCCAACUCUUCACCAAUUCCAUUCCAAUUGUCAUGUCAUUUCUCUGGCUUGAAUUCUCGCAGUCGUUUCAAGUACUCGAAAUCAUCUUCACUACAUUCACAAAUUCUGUGGUUUACGGAUACCGAUUCUGGACCGAACUAGGAUUGCCAACGGCUUCGUAUCCGUUGGUAGCCAACGUUGAGAUCAUCUUGUUGGCUUUGAAUUCGAUUUGCCAUUUUGGGGUGUUGUUUUUGCAUAUUUGGGGUGGUGGGUGUAAUGGAAUUGGGGCUUGGGUUUUCAAUUCCAUCCUCAAUGGUGCUUUCUUGAUCAUGUUCUUCAAAUCUUUCAUUAAAAGGCGUCGAAUUCGUCGAAAAGCAAUGGAAUCUACAGCCACAAAUGUUAAGAGUGAUUAAGUCUUUGAGGAUCAUCUCUGAAAAUUGUAGUUGAUCCCAAUUAUAAUUCUAUUCUAGUAUGUAUAAUUUAUCAAAUGUACAUAUUAUAUGAAAAUAGUUAAACACAGGAAGAGGAUUAGAGGCAGAUUAAAUCAAUCUUUUGUAUAGUUAUUGGCUAUGAGCUUUUGAAUUCUUUUGACUGAUGAAGGGUUUAAGCAUAAAACUCAUAUUACUUCAUCAUCUGUAAACAAAUCAAACUAUUUAGGACGAGUGGACGACUAGUCGGCUAGUUUGAUGGUUUAAACUGAUAUGUUUUUCACAUUCGUUAUUUUUAUUUAAAGUUGUAUAAGGAUAAACAUGGUUCAUACCC